AUGGGUAUUGGGGAAUGGGUAUUAGAUGGGAAAAAGUCGGUAUUAGAAGUAUUAGAAUGCGAUAUAACACCAGAGCGUUCGUGGUCGAGAGAAGGAGACCAUGUCCCUUACUCGUAUCUGCCUUUGGUCAGGGACCGAGAGCUGCAUAGGAUUAAGAUUCGCCUUGCUGGGAUUAAGGUCGGCCUCCUCCACCUUCUGACGUCGAUGGAGGUGAGAGAGAGCCCCUCCUCCAUCUACCCAGUGCCCCUCGACCCCAAAGUCCUCACCCUCCAGCCCAAGGACGGCAUCUACGUGGACCUCAAGCCUCUAGAAGCUGGAAUCGACGGUACCAUCAAGGAAGAGAUGGUUAAAUACCCAUCUUCAAGUUCUUAUGACCAAGGGCUUGUGCGUGAGCUCGAGAUGUUUUAUGCUACGGAGGAAUCAAAUAGCGAGCUUAAAACGUCCUGAGUGUUUUUUUAAUCUAUAGUGCUAUUUUUUCGGAAAAAGUCGAUAUUUUAAAUAUUUUAUACAGAAAGUUGGAUAUGUUCGUGUGUGAUACUGGAAUGUGUGGUGUAAAUGACGUUUAUUUUUGUAGUUCCUAAAAAAAGUUUUUUAA
Messenger RNA from Penaeus vannamei (Pacific white shrimp), 595 nucleotides. The record is from RefSeq and is a predicted model, not a curated record. Lineage: Eukaryota; Metazoa; Arthropoda; Malacostraca; Decapoda; Penaeidae.